Molecule: messenger RNA, 997 nt
Organism: Orbicella faveolata
Lineage: Eukaryota; Metazoa; Cnidaria; Anthozoa; Scleractinia; Merulinidae
Source: RefSeq, a predicted model, not a curated record
UUUCCCGCGCCCAAACUUCCAGAGUGCAUGGUGGCCCUUGGAAUGCAAAACCUUCAAAUACCAGACUCUGCUAUUACAGCCUCGAGCUCAAGCAAUGCAAUCAGUUUUGCUCCGUACAUUGGUAGGCUCCAUUUUCUUUCUGCUGGCAGCGGUAAGUACGGAAGCUGGGCUGCAGGAACUAACAAUGAAUUCCAGUGGCUUCAACUUGAUCUCGGAAGCUGGACAAAAAUCUCGGCCGUGGCAACACAAGGAAGACAAGAUGCCGAUCAAUACGUGGAAACCUACACUCUUUCAUUCAGCUAUGAUGAAGUUUUCUGGGAAACUGUUAAGAAUGAACACGGCAUUACACAGGUCUUUACUGCCAACUCGGACCAAUACACAGUAGUAAGGAACGUAUUGCAUAAGCCAGUUAUAACCCGGUAUUUCCGGAUUAAUCCAAAAUCAUGGCAUGGGCACAUCUCCAUGAGAGCUGAAAUUUACGGUUGCAGAGAAGGUUUCGAACCACCAAAGAUCGUCUGCGCAGAAGCGCUGGGCAUGGAAAGUGGAGACAUUCCUGACUCUGCAUUAAAAUCAACGUCAAACUAUAAUCAAUACUCUGGACCUGAAAGAAGCAGAUUAGACGAAAUAAAAGAGGGUAGUUAUUACGGUGGAUGGUCGCCAAAGCAUGCUGAUAUUGGACAAUGGCUACAGAUAGACUUAGGAAAGGUAACAAAGGUCACCAGGAUCGCGACUCGGGGAAGAGACCAAACCAACUGGUGGGUGACCAAGUACACGCUGACUUACAGCAAUGGUGGAAAGUUUCAGCCCUACAAAAAUGGAGAGGUUAGUUUAUUGUCAUAGUCGCACUGAUUGCAAUUAAUCAGUAAGUCUGAGAACCCGUAUGGGUUUGUUAAGUAUGUGUGUAUUAAUUACGAACAAUUCUGGAAAGAAUGAACAUUAAUUAAAGGUUGUUAAAGAUGAAUUGUACAUAAUGCCGCAAACGUGGGACAGAGGAAAA